Uloborus diversus is the source of this 1446-nucleotide messenger RNA. RefSeq names its product innexin unc-9-like. The record is from RefSeq and is a predicted model, not a curated record. Gene Ontology annotation, cellular component: gap junction; plasma membrane. The transcript is spliced from 2 exons. Bases 1 to 1446 code for a protein of 481 amino acids. Gene Ontology annotation, molecular function: gap junction channel activity. Lineage: Eukaryota; Metazoa; Arthropoda; Arachnida; Araneae; Uloboridae.
AUGUCUUUCCUACUCCGGUUCCACGAUCUGAUCGGCGGCAUCCACGUGCCGAUAGACGACGGCAUCGACAAGCUCAACCGCAAGUACACGCUGCUGGUGUUCCUCUUCUUAGCGCUUCCUAUCUUCACCAAACAGUACAUCGGCGACCCCAUCGAGUGCUUCACGCCGACCUACUUUACUGAGUCGCAGUCGCGCUAUGUGAACAGUUACUGUUGGACAACUUCGACCUAUUACCUGGUGACAGAUGGCAACGGCGACGAGAGCAUCGGCGAGCCAGCCGAGAACACCCUGGACCCCAAGACCCUGUCAGACGAGAUUGACUAUGGCACGGCAGAAGAUGGUGGUCCCAUCACUGCCGAUAGGUUGAGGAGGGUGCGCGUCACCUACUAUCAGUGGUCCCCGCUGAUCCUGCUGGUGCAGGGCUGUUGCUUCCAUCUUCCCUUCGUGCUGUGGGGAGCAUGCGCGCACAAUGCCGGAGUCAAGAUCCGGCGGUUGUUGAAGCGGGCCUCUGACAUCGCGAGCUUGCCACCAGGUUGCCAACAGAGAGAGGCAUUGCUUGCCGAGUUUGUUGACCAGUUCCACACAAUGGUCAACGGGAACGUCGGCUGCUGUGCCGAUCCCUCAUGCCGCAUUCCAGUGACGUGUCGCUGCGGCACGGGACCAAGCCGUUACCUCUGCUGCCUGUACCUUUUGGUGAAGACUCUGUAUGUUCUGAAUGUGUUCCUGCAGUUCUUACUUCUCACCGCAUUCAUGGGAAGAGGAUAUUUUAAACACGGAGUAGAGAUCUUAAGGAGAUUGGCGGCCGAUGGUGACUGGUGGAACUCUCCCCGCUUCCCCCUGCAAACCCUCUGCCAGGUGCGCGCUGCCAUCCAGGGCGGCCUGCGCACCUACAUCUGCCGCUGCGUGCUGCCCAUCAAUGUCUUCAACGAGAAGAUCUUCUCGGUGGUCUGGUUCUUCCUGGCCCUCGUGCUGCCCCUCAACGCGGUCAGCCUCUGCAUCUGGGUGUGGCGCAUCUUCCCCUGCAACCGGCUGGCCUUCGUCCGCUUGGCCCUGUGGCGGACACGCCUUUUCAGCCUCUCGGAGAUCUCUCGAGCCUCCAAGAAAAUCGAGACCUCCUACCUGGGCUGGGACGGAGUGUUCGUGCUCCGCCUCAUCGAGCACAACCACGGCAGCAACCUGGCCACCGUCAUCCUGGGCAAGCUCUGGGAGUUCUACGCCAAUCAGAUGAAGGCCCAGGAGGAGGGGCAGGUGGGCGGGGGCGCCCUCGCCGACCUAGAGCUGGGCAGGGCGCCCGGGGAGAUGGGCAGCGUGACCUCCGUGGCACCGUCCACCUCGUGGCACUCGUGCCACGCGGGUGCGUGCCACCUCGGACACUUCUCCAGCCAGCAACAGAAGCGGUCCGCCGCCGCAGCGCCGCACAACGGCUACUGGAGCAAGUGUUCAUGA